AAAGGGCCCAGCAGCAGCGGAAGGGGCGUGGCCAGCUGUGGUGCUCAUUGAAUUGGGUCCCUCCUUGCUGGCUUUUUGCCGCAGCCUCCGUCCAGAUCCGUCGAGCUGGCUUUUCCCUGAGCCUUGGAGAUGGGCCGGUGACCUCCUCCCCUAAGAGAAACUGGAUGGCUUCCAAUUUGAGUCUGAAUCUGGCUAAAGAAAAAUUGUUGGAAGAUGGAGUUCCGCCUGCAAAGAAACCCAGGAAAUUGUUACCGAGUCUGAAAACGAAAAAGCCGCAGGAGCUGGUGCUGGUGAUUGGGACGGGCAUCAGUGCGGCGGUGGCUCCUCAGGUGCCAGCCUUGAAGUCUUGGAAAGGACUCAUCCAGGCCCUCCUUGACGCUGCCGUUGACUUCGACCUUCUCGAAGACGAGGAGAGGAGGAAAUUUCAGAAGUGUCUCCGUGACGAUAAGAACCUUAUCCACGUGGCUCACGACCUUAUCCAGAAACUGUCGCCGCGCACAAGCAAUGUCCGCUCUACUUUUCUCAAAGACUGCUUAUAUGAAGUGUUCGACGACUUGGAGUCCAAAAUGGAAGACACCGGGAAGCAGCUCCUUCGGUCAGUGCUCCACUUGAUGGAGAAGGGGGCUCUUGUCCUGACCACGAACUUUGACAACCUGCUGGAAAUUUAUGCCACGGACCAAGGGAAGCAGCUUGAAUCGCUUGACCUUACGGACGAGAAGAAGGUCUUGGAGUGGGCCCAGGAGAAGAGGAAGCUUAGUGUCCUCCACAUACAUGGUGUGUACACAAAUCCCAGUGGCAUCGUGCUCCAUCCGGCCGGCUACCAGAAUGUGUUACGCAACACAGAAGUCAUGCGGGAGAUCCAGAAAUUGUAUGAAGCCAAAUCUUUCUUGUUCCUGGGUUGUGGCUGGACUGUGGAUGAUACCACCUUCCAAGCCCUCUUCCUCGAAGCUGUGAAGCACAAGUCAGACCUGGAGCAUUUCAUGCUUGUGCGCCGCGGAGAUGUGGACGAGUUCAAGAAACUCCGGGAAAACAUGCUGGACAAAGGGAUCAAAGUGAUCUCAUAUGGAGAUGAAUACACAGACUUGCCAGAGUAUUUUGAGAGACUCACAAAUGAGAUCUCCAACCAGUGUCAUCCAGGUAUACCCCAGGAGGGACAAUUAAAUGGCACUGAUGGAGCGCACGCUGAAAUCAAAGGAACGGAGCUCACUUAAUGCUCAAAAGCCCCUAAGGUCAGCUGGAAAGACAAGUCUUGUUAAGCUGUAAGUUACCAUUGACAUGGACAUUCAUAAUGGCUCAAGACUUAACAGGUUGUAUCUUGGAAAACAUGGAAGUUCCUUAAAAAGGACGUCAUAGAUGCCUCUUUUAAAAACACGUCACAUUACAGGGGCCCAUCUGAUGCCAGCAGAAGUGAGCCGUGGUUGUAAUUAGUUACUUCUUACUCCAGAUUGACAAAGAUGGAUUUGAAGGGGAAGUUAUUUUUAAAGGGAAUAUCUUUGUACUGCAAUUUAACUUGGCAUGAGUAAAGGACUUGGUCAGGCAUAAAUGAAGAAAGUUGUUGGCAGCUAAUGUCAGCUUAAACAGAUAUGAUAAGGAUAUCCUUGCAGAGUGAUGCUUAGCAAGUUUGCAUCCAAUGGGACAGAAGAGAUACUACUCCAGGCUAGUAACUCAGUUAACUGACCAACUGGGUUCAGAAACAGGAAGCACAAGUGACUUUGGUGGCUCUUGUCCUCUGAUGGCUGCAACAUGUCCACCAUAGAAAGGCCCCUAAGGCUUAUUUGCAUCAGAGGAUGUGGUUUUUAUCUGGGAUGUAGCAAAUAACCAUGCAAAAUAAUUCAAUAGAAAUUGCAUGUCCCUUCAUGAUGCUGUUUAGCCUUCCAUCCAUCACCCAUCUGCAUGAUUGAAUAUCUGAAGUCUUUCUUAGAAUAUUGUUCCACAGAUCCAACAAUAAAUGAAGGUUAUUUUUGUUGAAGGUUGACGUGGAAAUAUAGAGUAUGGUUAAGUCUCUGUGCAGUUAGCAAGGGGUUCUUCCAUGAGCGAGUUUAUGUGCCUUUUUCAAGCAUCCCUUUUCCAAGACCUGCUUGUCUCCCUUUUAAUCUGAUGUUUUGAUAUCAACCCUCCACCCAGAGGUCCACAGGUUUUGUUAGGAUGUCUCCUAUUGCCUUUGGAUUUAAGGCCAGUGCCCUUAGAUCACUUCUGAAGCUACUAACUCGGUUCAAGGCAAGAUCACAAAGCACUUCAUCUGCAGCUUUACUGGUUAGCUCGUGCCUGAAAUGCAAUGCAAGAAGUUGGCAGCUUCAAGCGAGACAUAUCAUUCUCGAGGCCACUCGGAGAACUAAAAUCAAGCAAAUAUUUUCUUGGCACCUUGUUCUUGUGAGGGCCUAUCUUGUUUUCUUGCUCUUCUGAAACAAAUGAUUUGAAGAACUUGACCCUGCACUUCUUGGACCCUUCUAAUGUUGGACAUGAGGAUUGUCUUAUCAGUGUGAUGUUUUCUAUUUAAGGCUGUAUGUACAGAGAGAUCCAUCUUCUCCCUUUAUGGAAGAGUUUGCUACUAGUGCUUUUUGUAUUCUGCAAGACUGAAACAUGAGUGUUUUAAAAAUUACCUUUUUAAAAUCUUGUUUUAUAUGUUAGAAGCUGUAAUAAAAUAAUGCUUUUAGACAGA
Anolis carolinensis (green anole) is the source of this 2659-nucleotide messenger RNA. RefSeq names its product family with sequence similarity 118 member B (gene siral1). The transcript is spliced from 7 exons. Lineage: Eukaryota; Metazoa; Chordata; Lepidosauria; Squamata; Anolidae. The record is from RefSeq and is a predicted model, not a curated record. The coding region runs from base 165 to 1211 and encodes 348 amino acids.